Lethenteron reissneri (Far Eastern brook lamprey) is the source of this 3067-nucleotide messenger RNA. It is a transcript of the gene HTR7, whose product is annotated as 5-hydroxytryptamine receptor 7. Gene Ontology annotation, biological process: G protein-coupled receptor signaling pathway. Gene Ontology annotation, cellular component: plasma membrane. Lineage: Eukaryota; Metazoa; Chordata; Hyperoartia; Petromyzontiformes; Petromyzontidae. Gene Ontology annotation, molecular function: G protein-coupled acetylcholine receptor activity. The record is from RefSeq and is a predicted model, not a curated record.
AGCACGAGAGAGAGAGCUCCCAUGCCAAAGUGCGCGUUGCUUGGUGGGGGGCCCAGGUUUGGGGGGGGCGGGGGGGGUGUUAGGGGCGGGGUUCCACCCUAGCAUUUGUCUCAGAGUCUCAACCCCACCACCACCAUCACCACACACCCACAAAGUGCCCUUCCCACCAUCACCACCAUCACCACCUCCUCCAUCAACUGAACUCUCCACUCGUCAACCUCGUUCUAGGAUGUCGCGUCCGGCGCGAUAGUUGGUAGGGUCCAGUGAGCGAGUGGUUCCACCGUGAGAAAAGCUUAUUGAUGAGUUUACCUCCUGGCGUGAGAGAUGCACGAGACGUGCAGGAGACGUAAAGACGCGCGCAGGAAGAGGGGACGAUUGGGCUGAGGGAGACGGCCCGCAUCGCUCGGGAGACAUCAAUGAAAACGCCUUGGGAGUCGUGGAAUGUGUGAGUGGGUGAGUGUGUGAGUGAGUGUGUGAGUGUGUGUGGGUGUGUGUGAGUGUGUGAGUGGGUGUGUGUGAGUGUGUGAUUGUGUGUGUGUGAGUGUGUGAGUAGGUGUGUGAGUGUGUGGGUGUGUGUGUGUGAAUUUGUGUGUGUGAGUGUGUGUGAGUAGGUGUGUGUGAGUGCGUGUGUGUGACUGAAUUUGUGUUUGAGUGAGUGUGUGUGUCAGUGUGUGUGUGUGUGUGCUUGAGCGUGGGAGUGUGUUUGAGUGGAUGUGCGUGUAAGUGUGUGUGAGUGCGUAUUUGAGUGAGUGUGCGUGUGUGUGUGAGUGUGCGUGUGUGAGUGAGCGUGUGAGUGUGUGUGAGUGUGUUAGUGAGUGUGUGAGAGAGUGAGCGUGUGAGAGUGUGCGUGUGUGUGAGAGAGUGUGUGAGUGUGCUAGUGAGUGUGUGAGUGUGUUAGUGAGUGUGUGAGAGAGUGUGUGAGUGUGUUAGUGAGUGUGUGAGAGAGUGAGCGUGUGAGAGUGUGCGCGUGUGUGAGAGAGUGUGUGAGUGUGCUAGUGAGUGUGUGAGUGUGUUAGUGAAUGUGUGAGAGAGCGUGUGAGUGUGUUAGUGAGUGUGUGAGAGAGUGUGUGAGUGUGUUAGUGAGUGUGUGAGUGUGUUAGUGAGUGUGUGAGAGAGUGAGCGUGUGAGUGAGUGUGUGUUGAGGCUCGACGAGGGAUAUUUGUCUACGUGUGUGUACGAGCGUGUGUAUGAUGAGUGCGUUUGUGAGUGUUUGAGUGAGUAAGUGAGCAUCGCUAUGGAUGAGCGUUAGCGUGAGUGAGUGUGAAUGUCAAGGUGUGAGCGAGUGUGAAUUCCCGGCACCGCUGCGAGAUUGGACCCAGAGCGCCACCACCAGCACCACCAGCACCACCAGCACCAGCACCACCACCAGCACCACCACCACCAGCAGCAGCUAAAGACCCGACAUCGAACCCGGCUCUCGAGCGCCAUGGUGCUGGAAUUGAACUCGAGUUUCACCGCCGCCGCCGCAGCCGCCUCCUCCUCCCUCAUCCCGUCGCGUCCCUCCAACCCCGGCGGCUACCCGGCGGCCCACCCGGCCAACGCGACGUCCGAGGCGGGCGGCCAGGGCCCCGCGUGCGCCGACCAGGUGCUGCUGUACGGCCUGGCCGCGCGCGUCCUCAUCGGCCUCGUGCUCGCCACGAUCACGGCGCUCACGAUCGCGGGCAACCUGCUCGUCAUCCUCUCCGUGUGCGCCGUCAAGAAGCUGCGGCAGCCCUCCAACUACCUGCUCGUGUCGCUGGCGGCCGCCGACCUCUCCGUGGCCUUCGCCGUGAUGCCCUUCGUCCUCGUCACCGACCUCGUGGGCGGCGAGUGGAUGUUCGGCCGCGCCUUCUGCAACGUGUUCAUCGCGCUCGACGUCACGUGCUGCACGGCGUCCAUCCUCACGCUGUGCGUCAUCAGCGUGGACAGGUACCUGGGCAUCACGCGGCCGCUCACCUACCCGGUCCGGCAGGACGGGCGGCUCAUGGCCAAGAUGGUUCUGGGCGUGUGGCUCCUCUCCGCCUCCAUCACCCUGCCGCCGCUCUUCGGCUGGGCGCAGAACGUGCGCGGCGAGCGCGUGUGCCUCAUCAGCCAGGACCUGGGCUACACCUUCUACUCCACCGCCGUCGCCUUCUACCUCCCCACCGCCGUCAUGCUCGUCAUGUACUACCGCAUCUACCGCGCGGCGCGCAUCAGCGCCAAGCGCCACCGCAUGGGUCUACCGGCCCCGCCGCCGCGCUCUCCGCCGACGCAGCAGCAGCAACCGCAGCAGCAGCAGCAGCCGCCGUCGUUCUCAGCGCCCCGCGGCGUCGGCUCCCCGCCGGCUACGCCGCCCCCGGCAGAGCGGCCCGGGCGCAGGGACUCGAGCGGCAGGCACCCCGAUGACGGCGACGUGGAGGCGUGGAGCGGCGAUGUCCGGGACCCCCCCCACGGGGUCUGCAUGUCCCUCAACGGGGACCACCUCAAGCGGCCACGCAGGGAGGAGGAGUGCGCCACGCUUUCUCGCCUGCUGCGCAGCGACGGACGCAACAUCUCCAUCUUCAAGCGCGAGCAGAAGGCGGCGCGCACCCUCGGCGUCAUCCUGGGCGCCUACACCCUCUGCUGGCUCCCCUUCUUCACGCUCUCCACGGCGCGGCCCUUCAUCUGCCGCUCGUCCUUCUCCUCGGCGCCCAACGCCUCGGGCGCGACCGGCGACGGCCUCGGAAUCGGAGCGAGCGGCGGGGGCUUCGGCGCGCACGGCGACUCGGACGGCCGCUUCCGGCUCAUCGCCGCCUCGGCGGGGGUCGAGCUGGGGGCCGAUCCGAGCCUGGUGGACGCCGUGUGCAGCUGCGUGCCGCUCAGCCUCGAGCGCACCUUCCUGUGGCUCGGCUACGCCAACUCGCUCGUGAACCCCCUCAUUUACGCCUCGUUCAACCGCGACCUGCGCACGGCGUUCCGCAGCGUGCUGCGUUGCCGCUACCGCAACAUCAAUCGCCGCCUGUCGGCCGAGGGCAUCCACGAGGCCCUGCGCGUGGCCGAGAGGCCUCACUUCCUGCUGUGAGCUUGAGGGGGGCCCCCUGCCGCGAACGCUCCCGACCGCUCGGUCCGC